Molecule: messenger RNA, 837 nt
Organism: Lichtheimia ornata
Lineage: Eukaryota; Fungi; Mucoromycota; Mucoromycetes; Mucorales; Lichtheimiaceae
Exons: 5
Coding region: 1-837 (278 amino acids)
Source: RefSeq, a predicted model, not a curated record
AUGCAUCUGUCCAGUCCAUUGGUUUCGGCAGCCGACAACUUUUCACCAAGUGGAUCCAAUUCGGCACAUGGCGAGUUUGUUGCUACAAGAUCCAUGCAUUUACAAAGAUUGGUGAAGAGUACUCGACAGCGAUGGCAAAUUAAGCGCAUUGUUCCCAUCGAUGAUGUUCAGUCAGUGACAUUUCGCAUGGCCGCUAUACGACUCGGCAGGAAUGGUGAGCGAUCCUACCAGCAAUUCAUACAAUUGGAGAACUUCAACGUUCAUUUGGUGAAGAUCCUUGUGGUCUUAUCAUCGCAACAUACGAGCUCAUAUACGCAUCUAUUAUGUCGAUCUGCGCGCACUAUUCGACCCAUCGACAAAGGUAAGCAUGGGGUGACAGCAAAGGAAGAAAAUAUCAACCAGUGUCAAUUCGGCGUAGAAUACAAGAUACAAGUCUCAUCUAUGGCGAACCUGGGGGUCAACUUCAAUGCACUACAAGGAUCAAACGGCAAGGCAUAUGAUGAGUGCAAGAUUUGGGACGAUACGGCCGUUAUACGGAUCAUAUACGUGGAGGGAACCUGCUUCAUUAACAACAUCUAUAUUGUGGACGAAGAUGGGAUCAUCAAGAAGAUGCCUUCAUCACACGACAAUGACAUCGAUCUUUUGGAUCCGCUUUCCAGUUUGGAGAUCAAUAGCCGGUAUCGAGUAAAGCCAAGAGAUCAUGAGGAGUCAGCUUUCCAUCAUCUCCAAACCAACAUUGGUGGCAGAAUCAGACACCGCUUCAGCAAUUUCAUUUCCUGUUGCACAUGUCUUCAACGCCCCCAGCUCAUGCGAGACGCAGCGUUUAUCGACACAUGA